GAGAACGACUGGGGUCACGUUUUAGAAGAACUACAGUACACGAAGUCAACAACGACAAUUUAUCUCUUUAUUGACAGCCAGGACUUGGUUAAGAACCCACAUCCUUCACCAUGUUCCUCACCCUGGCCCUGCUGAGGAAAGGCAUCCCUGGAAAGCAGUGGAUCGGCAAGUACCGGCGGCCGCGUGCCAUCACCUGGCAGAUGAAACGCAACCUGCUGGUGCACCUGGAGCGCGAAGCGGAGAACGAGUACUGGAUCUCCCGACCAUAUAUGACCAAGGAGCAGGAGCGGGGACAUGCUGCGGAGCGCCGUGCCCAGAACUGGCUCAAAAUUAAGGAAACAAAGUUUCAAACGUUUCCGGAGCAUAAGUACGUUGCGGAUCAUCUAAGUCACCUCAACACGACUAAAACGUGGUCAAGUUAAGGCCAAGGAAGUGCUGACUAUCGGGGAUGGAGUCAGGGCUUGUAGAUGGCCUGACAUGUGACUGUCUUUAUGCAUGUAAAGCAAGUUCUGAUUUUGAAGAGAAUAUUUGUCUUUGCUUCAUCACAAUAAAUGUCAAAUGUGCUUGUACUUUCAUCAGUUGCUAGCUCAGUUGGUGAAGAAGGCACUUACAACAACAGGGUUGUGAGGUACAUUCCCACAGGCGGCCCGUAUGAAAAAUAGUAUGCAUGUGUAUCUACUAAAUUAGUAAAAUAUUGCCAAACCAAAUGUUGU
Messenger RNA from Esox lucius (northern pike), 713 nucleotides. RefSeq names its product mitochondrial ribosomal protein L57 (gene mrpl57). The record is from RefSeq and is marked provisional. Lineage: Eukaryota; Metazoa; Chordata; Actinopteri; Esociformes; Esocidae. Gene Ontology annotation, biological process: mitochondrial translation. Gene Ontology annotation, cellular component: mitochondrial ribosome. Gene Ontology annotation, molecular function: structural constituent of ribosome.